CUUCGACAUCCUCGCCAUCGACACCCACCACCACCAUGUCGCCGCCGUUCCGCGGUCUCCUUGUCUCUCUGUGCUUCUUGUUUGCAAUUCCUCUUCUCAAUGCCCUUGUGAUUGAACGCCCUUGCUGCCAUGUCGAACGGCAUGUUCCAGCCCGAUUCGGCAAUUUCUACCCGAAGGAUGUCAACAAACUUGAACUCGUGGCAGUUCGCCCAUUCGAUGCGUGCAGCCGCAUCCGCAACGACAUUGCAGGCAAAGUUGCUCUCAUGGCGCGCGGCAAUUGCAACUUUGCACACAAGGUGUUGCAGGCUCAGGUGGCCGGGGCCAAGGCAGUCGUAGUCAUGGACAGCGAACAUCGCGUGAACACGUCGUGGGUGGUUACCAUGAUUGGGGACGCCGGGAACGCGACGCAGGUCGUCAUUCCUUCCGUGUUUGUGUCUCGAGCUAUCGGUUUGCGGCUCCUGGACUUGAUGGAUGCGCUCAAGUUGGCAGACAUGACCGUCCUUGUCACGUUGAACGCGACCGGCCAAGUCAUCGUCAAACAAAAGUCGAGCGACAUCACGACGCAAAACAUCCUCAUGGUCCUCGUGGGGUUGUUCAUGGUAUUGGUGGCCCACUGGUUUCGCCUCGGCACAUAACAUCACGCGUUGUUCAGCCAUCCUAUUUAAUCGGGAACUCUGGAAUCUCCAUCGCAGUCGUCUCGACGCAACGAAUGCCACGCUUGUCCAAAAUACAG
Aphanomyces invadans is the source of this 733-nucleotide messenger RNA. RefSeq lists its product as hypothetical. NCBI's taxonomy places the organism in Eukaryota, Oomycota, Saprolegniomycetes, Saprolegniales, Verrucalvaceae. The record is from RefSeq and is a predicted model, not a curated record. The transcript has 5 exons. Bases 36 to 635 code for a protein of 199 amino acids.